AUGGCUACCCCCUCCGGGCACCUCCUCCUUAAGCUGCUUGUUUGCACGGUGCUGGUGCUUAUGGUGGCGGCUCUUGCGCCCAAGGCUGAAGAGGGAACCCUCGUUUGUGAUAUUAUUCAGGUGCAGGAAACCAUGUGGGCAUGCAGACCAUACAUCUUUAAACGUGGGGAGUUGACUAAAGCUUGCUGCAAUGGGGUCAAGACCGUCUACAGAAAUGUUAAGACCGCCGUUGACCGCCAGGCGGCCUGCGAGUGCAUCAUAGAUUUAGCCCCGUUUAAUCGUACUAGUGAAACCCGGAUUGCUGGCCUUCCUACCAAGUGUGGGAUUCCCAACAAUAACUGCACAAUAUGA
Messenger RNA from Malus domestica (apple), 351 nucleotides. NCBI's taxonomy places the organism in Eukaryota, Viridiplantae, Streptophyta, Magnoliopsida, Rosales, Rosaceae. The record is from RefSeq and is a predicted model, not a curated record.